Glossina fuscipes is the source of this 4812-nucleotide messenger RNA. RefSeq names its product protein melted (gene melt). Gene Ontology annotation, cellular component: plasma membrane. Bases 1098 to 4358 code for a protein of 1086 amino acids. NCBI's taxonomy places the organism in Eukaryota, Metazoa, Arthropoda, Insecta, Diptera, Glossinidae. Gene Ontology annotation, molecular function: phosphatidylinositol-5-phosphate binding. The transcript has 11 exons. The record is from RefSeq and is a predicted model, not a curated record. Gene Ontology annotation, biological process: regulation of signal transduction.
AAAAAAAAUGAAACUUCACAACGUCAAAUCUGAAAAAAUGUACGGCAGAUAAAUUGUUAUCGAAAAAGGAUAUAUAAAAAAUCCUUGGUACUAAACAUCAAAAAGGUUAUUUAAAAAAUCAUUUGCAAGAAGAAAGAAGAGUAUCCGAAUACGGAUAAAAUGUAAUAAAAAUUUCGGAGUAAUAUAUUACCUUCAAUAGUUUAACCAGUUUUGAAAGUAAAGUAUAAAAAAAGAGCAAACAAAAAACUAGUUGUAUUUUUCCGCAAAUAUACAAGCAUGUAUGUAUGUAACUAAUUUGAUGGCCACAUGGUAAAUACAGAUAGAGUUCAGAGAAGAUCGAGCUAUUAAUAUCUCACAAAACAGUUCAACACAAAACUACCGUUGUUUUCAUUUACUUGUCACACGUUCUUGGAUGCGUGUGUGCCUUUCUAUGCAGAUAAACCAGUUAAAGCUAAAACAUGUUUUACUUAUUUAUUUUUCUUUUUUGCUUUGGACGCAAUAACAAAUUGACCGCACAGAGAUAGAUAGAUAUCAGUAAAUAAAAAACCAGUAAGUAAAAAAGUACGUCUCCACUUCAGUAUUAAUGGUUGCUAUAUCUUUAAAAUCAAUCACAAACGUUGUAAAUUUCAUUUAUUCGGGAGAAACCAAAAGCAACGAAAAACCAUUCGGCGAUAAAUGAUUUAAAGCCAGUUUUCAUUACACAUCGAUUUCAAAAACCAAGCAUUCAUUCAAGCACACAUUGAUAUCAGCGUUCUCAUAUGUGUGUAUGUGUAUAUUUAUGUAUAAAUAUAAAUAUACAUAUAUAUAUGGUUUAUUCUUUCUUCCACACAAAGUCGAAAUCGAUACUUGUUGCACAGAAAACACACACAUAAAAAAUUUUGAAAGGGCUCUCAAACGUACAAACUAUUUAAUAUGAAGCAAAUGUUUCUCCGCUCUUUACAAACAUUUUGCGUAAAACCUUUUCUUGCGUUAAAACGUAAUCUUAUGUGAAAGUACGGAAACGUGAAUGAGAGAAAGAAGGAAAGAGCGAGAGCGUAACAAUACCAUUUAAAACGAUUAUUCUUAUCGUUCACUGUGUACAUGCGGAGCAGAUAAAAAUGCAUGAGCUCUUCACCAAAGUACUCUCAAAACGUGAUUUGUCUCGUGCAGGUGACUUAUUUUCGGUACCCGAUAAUGAGAUCGUAAACGAUAUCAUUGAUGUGAUAACUGAAAUCAACUCAAUCAUCUCACAAUCCGAUUAUUUGAAGAACAAUAAUGAUCAAUCUGUGGUGGAGAUCUGUAUUACUCGCGUUCUAUCAUGUAUACGCGAGACGCGUACAACCGAGCGUUAUUGUUCAGGUUUGAUUGAGUUAUUGAAAACAUGUCUCUUACAGAAUCUUCAACCGAAUACGACGACAAAAGAAGAUCCACCACAUGCUAAAAUAGCUGCUGACAUUAUAUCCAGUAUAUUUUUGAACUAUGAUAAGAGGGAAGUUAUGAAAUUAGCUUUACCUAUAGCAGUGCAAUUUUUACCUAAAGGAAAUCGUGAACUUUCACGAAAUUUGGCUAGUUAUCUGUCACUAGCCGCUAUUGACUACGCUUAUCUGCUUAGCCCGCAUGUAGACUCCAUUAUGAAUUCAAUACUUGCCGGUAAUUAUGGCCUGUUACGUGUACUUGCACAAAUAUACGAAGUCUCGCCGGAAACUGUGUCCCCGCAGGCCCCUCAAUUGGUAGCUUUGCUACCCGAGUGUGAUUCUCAAGAAAGACUUGCCGUAUUCCAAUUGUAUUUGUUAAUUGCUCAAAGAACUCCGCUAGUUUUAGAAUGUUGUAUCGCACUUCUUUGUGAGCUCUUAUACGAUAAUGAAACUGCUGGCACCACAAUGCAAAUUCUUUUGAAGUUAGCUGAACAGCGUCCACUGUUAGUAGCCGAGCAUUUUGAUAAAAUACGUUCAGCUACCAAAACUAAUCCAGCUACCAUAACACUAGGAGCUCAAAUAAUGGCUACCGCUGGUCGCAACUCGAAGAAAAAUGCUCAAUAUGCCUUGGACUUCGUUUUAGAACAGUUACCGAUGGCCGAUCGUAAUUCGCAGGCAAUCUUAUUGCAAGAAGCUACUAAAUUAUGUUCAUCAUUUCCCGCUUUAUUUACUGACAAAGUAUUAGCUUGCGUACGUCAAAAAAAUAUUUCAAGUCAACAAAAACUAUCAUCUUCGGAGACAAGUGUGGAUGUAGGUAAUAAAAUAUCUGGCGGUGUUACUAUAGUCAACUUGAAUAGUCCAUCAGAUCAGCAUCAAACGCCAGUGAUUUCAUCCCAAAAAGUGCCAAAUAGUGUUGGUGGUGGCUUGGUAACAACAAUAGUCAAUGCCACAGCACUGCAAGGUUUACUAACAACAACAUCACAUCAUUCCACUAUUAUAAACGCUGAUCCGAUGACUAGCACUACCACAGUAUCUGUAGCAACGCCGCCCAACAGCCGUAUACAUAAAAGUAAGCAGAGUCGUAGUAGUCCCAGCAGCCCGAGAGAUGUGUAUCGGAAGACCAUCACUACGGGUAAUAUUAAAAUACCUACAAAUAACAAUACCGUCGCCACCGCCAAUAAUGCGAGCGCUGCAUACCCUACAGUCGGUACUGUUGUGCCACCUACGCCUCCUCACACAAGUUAUACAAGACGAGUAAAGUUGGGCGAUUCCCGUAGUACCGGUCGCUUACAUCCCUCUGGUAAUACGCAUCGGAGUAUGACCCGUUUAAAUGUAGCCGGAGGUUCAGUAGGAGGACUGCAUAAAAGUAUGACUCGUCUUAGUUCAUCACAACAGAUCAGUCAGAAUGGCUUACUCUCGGGUUCAGGUUCAAAUACUGCCAACAACUCCAACUCCAGUAGCAAUGUCGUAGUGCAAACAGGCGCUGUGCCGAAAACUACUACGAGCUCUAAUAACCCGGGUUAUGUAACACCCGUACCGCCUCUUAGUAAUAAUGUUAUAAUAACAGGACACAAUAAAUGGGGUAUACCUUCAACCCAAGUGACUUCAGGAGGAGUGACGGUGACGACUUCGCCCACAAAGAUUAGACCUCAAUCACAGGGUCCAACUAUGCUCUUAAAUUCAAGCAAUGCUCUUCUCAAAUACAGUACAGAUGCAUUGAAUCAAUCAAUAGGUUCGAUAACAGCACCAACUAUCACUAAUGCGGUAUCAGUACAUCAUGCUUCACCGGCUUUGCUACAUCAAAAUAAUGGCAAUCAGAAGUCUGUGAUGCAGUUGCCAGUGAACGGAAAUAGCGAUCACGAAGUCAUUGUGUCUGGUCCUACUACAAAUGUGACACCACGCCGAAAUGAUAAUACCAGUCGCACGCUUCUAAAUGCCAACAACAGUAUAUUGGAACAGCGUAUGAGUACCUUCGAACCAUAUCAAAUAAUGCGUGAUCCAGUGCAACAGUUUUGUGAGAAACAUUUCGUUUCUAUACGUUCUUAUAUGGACGACGUGUCGAAAAUGUUGCCGCCACCCACCCGAUGCAGUAUAGAAGGUAGGUUGGAAGAAGUUUCCAAUGAAUUUGCAGAGCGACGUUCCAAGAAAGUGGCUAAACUGCAUUUCGCAUGUCAGAUACGCGGUCCUCACUGCAUAUAUUCGAAAACAUGUUUUACUAUGCGUACCCGCAAUCCCAAAACCUGGAUUCAUUUAAUGUUUUUGGAUUUUCAAGUGAGACAUUAUGUUAAAGAGAAAUGUGUAUUGAGUACCCGUGAACCGGGUAUUAGCAAUCUAAAAAACAUUUGGCAAAUACUUAAAUGUGAAAAUCGUAGUUUUACAGAGCUGGUUACGAGUCAGUUUCCAAAUAUGAAAUUUGAUUUUUUCGGAAAGGAUCGUGAGAUAUUGGUUAAUGAAUUGAGGCAUUCGGGAUUUCUGGAUGUUUUUGAGGUCUCCAAGACUAAUAAAAAAAACCCAAAUUGCAAUGAAUUAGAAUAUCAAUGGGGUUGCUUUCUGUGCAAUCAUCCGGAUAAAGCGGCAGGUUUCUUAAAUGGCAGCAACCAGCCUAUGAUUGAGGGGCAACUCAAGGAGAAAAAAGGCAAAUGGCGUUUAUUUCGACGUUGGCGCACACGCUAUUUCACUUUAUCAGGAGCACAUUUGUCUUGUAAAGGAUCGAGUGGCGGCGAAAGUAUCGACAUUAAUCAAAUACGUUCAGUUAAGGUGUCACGAGGUGCCCGAAAUAUACCGAAAGCCUUUGAAAUUUUCACUGCCGAUCAGACAUUAAUACUCAAACCAAAAGAUGGAAAAAAUGCCGAAGAAUGGGUGCAAUGUCUUAGCAUUGUUGUCGCUCAUUCCCAGGCUCGUGACAAUCCGACCACAAAAACCAAUAGUCUACCGGCUCGUAGCAUGAGUAAACCCUCUUUUUGAAAUUUUGUUAUUUAACAAUAUUUAAUAUUAUAAUAAUGAUUUUAUGCUUAAAAUAGUAUAUAACGACAUUUCAUAUCAUAUCGACGCUUUCAUUUACAGUCUUCGCUGCAAACCUUUAAGAAUAUUGCUUAAGUCUUUUUUCAUUUGAUAAUCAUGUUAAAGAUUUGUUUCGAUCACAUAUUAAAUUCAAUAUGUCAUCUAAUAAGUUUUACUAAAAGUUAGUUACAAUGGCAAUUCAAUUGUAAUUUGAGUUUUAUAAAACUGACAUAAUAUGUACUUAAAGAUAUUAUAAUUCAAUUCAGAUAUUUUUGUUGUUUUCUUUUUUCCUGUUUUUAAGUUUAUAACAAUAUUUUUUAAAAAUAAUUAUUUUAUGCAAAGCUUUGAAUAUAAGAACUAGCAAAGAGAAAAGACAUACAUUUUAUACGUUAUACUUUAAUUAAAACGCAGUUGAUAC